Grus americana (Whooping crane) is the source of this 377-nucleotide messenger RNA. It is a transcript of the gene MLANA, whose product is annotated as melan-A. The transcript is spliced from 4 exons. Gene Ontology annotation, cellular component: melanosome; endoplasmic reticulum membrane; trans-Golgi network. The record is from RefSeq and is a predicted model, not a curated record. Lineage: Eukaryota; Metazoa; Chordata; Aves; Gruiformes; Gruidae. Bases 1 to 342 code for a protein of 113 amino acids.
AUGCCCAGAAGAAACCACUAUCCAGAUGGCAACUUUUUCAGAGGAAAAGGACACAGCUAUCUUGCAGCAGCAGAAGUUCUGGGUAUUGGACUCUUCAUUUUGGUGCUGGCAAUUUUACUUAUGUUUGGCUGCUGGUGUUACAAAAGACGUAGUGGCUAUAAAAGUCUGCGGAGCAAAAGUGCUAGGGUGGGCACAAUACGAACCGUGGUAGGUGAGGGAACAAUACUGGACUGCAAAAUGGCUCUGCAGGAGUACAGAAACUUCAAUUCUGUGGUACCUGAUGCUCCACCAGCUUAUGACAAAAUUGCUGCAGAUCUGUCACCACCACCUUAUUCACCUUAACAGAAAAUCUUAAACUCUAAACAUACCAAUUCAAU